Hipposideros armiger (great roundleaf bat) is the source of this 2050-nucleotide messenger RNA. RefSeq names its product X-C motif chemokine ligand 1 (gene XCL1). Bases 1412 to 1897 code for a protein of 161 amino acids. Gene Ontology annotation, biological process: positive regulation of cell migration; chemokine-mediated signaling pathway; antimicrobial humoral immune response mediated by antimicrobial peptide. NCBI's taxonomy places the organism in Eukaryota, Metazoa, Chordata, Mammalia, Chiroptera, Hipposideridae. Gene Ontology annotation, molecular function: chemokine activity; CCR chemokine receptor binding. The record is from RefSeq and is a predicted model, not a curated record. Gene Ontology annotation, cellular component: extracellular region. The transcript has 4 exons.
GGAGGUUUUAACUAACCCUAUUAUGUUAAUAAGUUUACAAUAUGUGUGUAUCAGAUGAUAAUGUCAUUCAUACUCCUUAAACUCACACAGUGUUAUAUGUCAAUUAUAUCUCAGUAAACCUGGUGGGGGGAGACUUUGGGCUAAGCUUAGAAAAUGGGGAGCUAUUGAAAGAUUUUGAGCAGAGAAGCGACAUGAUAUGAUUUAUGUGUUGAUAUGGUCACCUUGGCAAGUUGGUAAAUUGACCAAAAGAGGGUAAGAAGCUGUUGCACAAAUUGAUUAAUUCAGGUGAGGUUAACGAUACUGUCACUUGGGUUUGGGUCUGGGUCUGUUGCUGAGGUGAGGAGUUUAGGGUCCAUUCUGAAGGUAGAGAGCCAGCAUUUGCUGACCAGUUGGGCGUGGCGUGUAAGAGAAAGGAAUCAAGGAUGAAGGACAUGUGUUCUGACUAAUGUCCCUCACUGGUUACUGUCCAUCAGUGCCCACACAUUAGCAGAUUAUGUCCAUUUGGCACCGGGUUUCUACUUUCGUGUUUGUUACUUAAUUCUCCUCCAGAGACUCUGGUCAUGCUUUGAAAAACUGAAAGUAAAGAAUUCAUUCUGAGAGUUUAAAACAUUUUAUUUCAAUAUACUAAAUCAAAAUCCAGCCCUUGGUCAAAUUGUCUAAUUUGAUUGAAAAGAGAAGGGAGAGACACAGGCACAAGUCCUGGCUUCAUGUUCAUGACCAUGGUUUGUACAUGGUCAUCCUUUGCUUAAUGUCCGAUCAUCCUCAUUUUGGUCUUUUAAGAAGAAUUCACUUAUGCAAAAACGAUUUGGUGAGUGACUACUACAUCGCAGACCUUCGGUUAGGGCCAGGGACCCGGAGAGCACGAAGGCAGAAUCCCUCCUCUCAAGGAGCCUGCAUCUAGUGGGAGAUGCAGCAGUGUAAUUGAUAGGGGACUAAAAUGAGAUUAGAGAUGGAACAGUGGCGGGGGCAAAGGUCCAUGGGGGCAGAGGAUGUCACAGCUUAAUUUUAUCUAAGAAUGCAGGAAAGGUGUGGGUAGCCGAGUGGCUUACAAGUUACUAUGUAGGGAGCUGGGGUGGGCUUUCCAGGUAAAGGAAGUAAUACGUGGGGUGUCUAAAAGAGGAUGCGUGUUUGACAGGGUCGUUAAGGCUGCAGGACUGAGAGGAUGUAAGUGCUGCUGGCAGGUGAGUCUGAAAGGCAAAGCAGGGUGAGGUCUUGACCAGCCUUGUAAAUGACCAUGAGGGAUUUGAAAUAAAUCCUGUAGACAAUAGGAAUUAGCACAGAGGCCUCGGAGGGAAGCAGCAUGAUAAGAUUAAGACUUUAGAAUGAUUACUUGGCAAAGUUGUGGAGAAGAGGGAGGUGGCCUGGGACUGGGAAGCUAGUUGGUCUACUGCAGCAGUCCUAGCAAGGGGUGAUGUGGGCCUGCCUUGAGCCACGUGGAAAGGGAGGAGGAGACAGACACACAGAAAACCUGCUUACAAGGAAGUGUGCUGACCAUGGGAGGAAUAAAAGAGACCCGAAAACAGUGGCGCUCACCGUCUUUGCUCAGCUCAUCAGGACCUCAGCCAUGAGACCCGUCAUCCUGGCCUUGCUUGGCUUCUGCUGCCUCACUGCCUAUGUGGCCGAAGGCGUGGGGAGUGAAGGCGUGGAAAAGGAGAUCUGUGUGAGUCUGACGACCCAGCGACUGCCAUUGAAACACAUCAAGUCGUACACCAUCAAGGAGGGCCCCAUGAGAGCUGUGAUACUUAUUACCAGACGUGGCGUGAAGGUCUGUGCCAAUCCACAAACUGAGUGGGUGAAAAAAGCCAUGGUACAUGUGAACAGCAAAAAAAGCACAAAGCAGACCAAGCCUACUGGAGCCCAACAAUCCACCAAUACACCUGUGACCCUGAGUCGGUAGUGGCCUUCCGGCUCCUUGUCCCCUCGUGAGCCAGCCAGCUGAUGUCCCUUUAUAAGCUCAUGGACUAAUUAAAUUAUACUCACCUUUUCUGAAAGUGCUGUGUGUGUCAGAUUAUUUUCUUGUAUUUUUUGUUUUUCAUGUCUUUCACCUUUA